Molecule: messenger RNA, 1626 nt
Organism: Penicillium pulvis
Lineage: Eukaryota; Fungi; Ascomycota; Eurotiomycetes; Eurotiales; Aspergillaceae
Product: glycosyl hydrolase family 79 C-terminal domain-containing protein
Exons: 3
Coding region: 1-1626 (541 amino acids)
Source: RefSeq, a predicted model, not a curated record
AUGCUUUCUCGGUCAUUCAUAGUGAUUUCUCUUCUGUCGGUGCAUAUUAAAGCACUCGAUACAACAAACCAUUAUAGUAUCGCUGUGCCAAAGACUACGCCCGACGACGCUGAGGCUGUACCCGCUAACUUCUUCGGUUUCGGUCUCGAGUCUGGUCUUCUAUCACACUAUGACAAUGACUUCUCCGAAAACAUUGUCAAUGCAAUCGCAGCACGGAUGAGUGCGCCACUUGUCAUCCGAGUUGGCGGUUCAAGUGGUGAUAAAAUCACCUAUAACGAAAGCCUAACAGAGCCCUAUACUUGCGAUGUCGAGGUUUGUGAUAGUACUAGCACCUUUACUAUUGGUCCUAGCUACUUCAAUAUCAUGAAGCGUCUGCAGAACGCAUCGAUGACUAUCCAGGCACCCAUGAACACGGCUUCCAUGAAUAAUACCAUGACCUUUCUGCGACUGGCUUGGAAUGCACUUGGUCAGGACCGCGUUGAGGCGAUUGCACUAGGCAACGAGCCGGAAUACUAUCCCAACGAUCUUCCGGCGUGGACUGCUGCUGAAUAUGUCAAUAAAGGGCUGGCUAUUGAAGAUGAGUUCAUCAGAGAAUUCCAGCUGGAAGGUAACGAGACUCGAAUCUUUCAGAUUGGCGAGGUUGCCAGUGAGGUUAUCCAGGGGAUCUUCCCAUUGUUCACCUUGGAGGACAUUCUUAGUGCCCCGGCCGCUCUCAAUGGUCGAAAUAAAUACGCUUCGGAUCACCUCUACCAGAUGGACAUCAUCGGAAAGCAACCCGGAGCAGAAUACUACACAACAGAUGUGUUGCAGUGGCAACUCAUGGCUCACAAUCGCACUAGCCAAGUCCUCGAAGGCUACGCCCGUGACACUGCCUGGAUGCGAAGCAAAAACCUAUCCUUCCCCCUAGUCAUCUCCGAAAUAGGCUCAGCGAUUGGAAACAGCCCACCAGACUUUGCUGGUGGCUUCGGCGCAGGCAUCUGGGCCGUGGACAUCCAUCUGAAAGCAAUGAGCAUUGGAAUUAAACAAAUCACCAAUACCCAAGAGCCAACCGCCACACACGGGUUCUGGGUACCUGAUAACUCUGGGCCACAAACUACCGGGCCAGCAGUUCAGGGGCAAUUCCCUGCUGCGGCAUUCAUUACGGACUUCAUGGGCAAGGAAGGUUCGCUUGGAAAGAUCCAUCAGUUGCUCGGCGACACACUUCUCUCUGCGUAUGCGAUGUAUGAUCUGAAGUCCGAGCAUGCGUCCAGAAUCGCCGUCCUCAAUUUGAAAGAGUGGCAUUAUGAUGCGAACGCAACGGAAAAUGUUCGAGGAAACACUACCGUCACGUUGAAUGUGGGUAAUGAGACCCAGUCAGUGGUGGUGCAGCGCAUGCGCUCGGACUAUGGUGCCUACGCUCUUGGGUUUGAUAAUGGAGGUCCGGAGCAGAAUACCAGUUGGGCGGGAGAGCAGUGGAGUUAUCGUGUGGAUGAGGGAAAGGGACAUUUCCUAAAUGGUCCUCAGAGCGAGACGCUACAGGUUACCAAUGGCACCGUGGAGGUCAUUGUUCCUGAUACAGAGGCUGUGAUGAUUUCUUUGCAGAGGCAUGUUGCACCCGUCUCUGCCUCUUCUUGUCCUUGUGUAUAA